Molecule: messenger RNA, 1998 nt
Organism: Solanum tuberosum (potato)
Lineage: Eukaryota; Viridiplantae; Streptophyta; Magnoliopsida; Solanales; Solanaceae
Exons: 5
Coding region: 1-1635 (544 amino acids)
Biological process (GO): proteasome-mediated ubiquitin-dependent protein catabolic process; protein autoubiquitination; protein polyubiquitination
Cellular component (GO): ubiquitin ligase complex; nucleus; cytosol
Molecular function (GO): cyclin binding; ubiquitin protein ligase activity; ubiquitin conjugating enzyme binding
Source: RefSeq, a predicted model, not a curated record
AUGUCUUCUUCAUCUGAAAUUGUGUUUCCCGCCUCUACUGAAAACCCUAACAGCAGCAAAUGGCGAUUCACAUGGGAAGCUCAAUCUCACACUUCAACUCUCCGAUUAAUCCUUUUCAAUUCAAAUAUCAAAUCUUGUACCGAAAUCACUGUCAAUUUAUCUGUGGAGAAAUCUCUGCUCACUGUCUGUUUCGUCGAAGGGGAUUCAGUUCGGGUACCAGUUCCUCGGGUUUUAAUUGACCCGGAAGCUCCGGUUCAUUGCAGAGUAUUUGAUGAUCAUGUUGAAGUUAAGCUUUCUCUUCUUCUUCCUGUUGAUCAUCCGCUCAUUUCAGGAUUGGAUUUAUCGGAACCGGAGGAGGAAAAACCGGACUCAGAUACUUUCUUUCCGUUCUCGGUGAAUUAUGAAAUAAAGAAAUUAUCUGCUAUGGAGGAAGUUCAUUUUUACUGCAGAAGUUGCUCAACUAAGUUAACCAAGGGUAUCAGAUUAUUUAAUGAGAUGCCAUCAGUCGACUGGCAAGAUGUUGCAGACAAUUGGUUUGGGACAUGUUGUUGCUCGUUUGGUGGUAUAAGUGAACAGCUAGUCAUGCAAUUUGCAAAGUCAUAUUCUUGUACAACUGGUGUUUGCCUUAUAACUGGCGCAUCUGUUAUCAUAUGCAAAGAGGACCUCGUCGGCUGUGAAUUUCCUGAGUUGAAAGGGGACCAAACUUAUGAUUCUCAGGUGAAUUCAGCCAAGGUGACUUCUUUAAGACCUUGUCCUGAGGAAGAAAAUAAUGGGGUGAAACCAAACAAUGAAGUUGUUAAAAUGAUGAUUGAUGGUGAUAGUUCAACAUGCAUACCUUCAAAGUUGAAGGAUGAAGACAAAAUGAAGUCAUUGGCUGGAAUUUCUUCCGAGGCAAACUGUGACACUAAAAGCCAUAAUACUGGCUGUUGUACUAAUAAUCUUAGUGAGAGCUUUUCAAAGGAGAAAGAAUAUGAACUGAAUACUGAACUCUUAGAUAAGCAGAAAAUAUUUCUUAAAGGCUGCCUUGGGGAUGCUUUUAUGUUGAGACAUUCCAAUCUUUCCAAAGACGUCAAGUGGAUUGAAUUUCUCUGUCCAAAAUGUUCAUCUCUUAUUGGAGCAUAUCCUUGCUCCAGUGAUAAAGCACCAUUAGAUGAUGGAGUUCGACUAUACAAAUUUAACAUAUCUACUUGUUUGCCUGUUCGUGGAUUGAAUGAUCUAUUUAGGGAGUAUACUUUGGAAAGGAUGUUUUCACGUCAAUUGCUUGAAGCUGCACAAGACGAACUAACAUUUCGGACCGUUGUCAGAGAUAUACACACCAAACGUGCACUUUCACAAAUUGUUCUCCUUAACCCAAAUGCAUGGUGCUACAGUGGGUAUUGCAUGCAUAACAUGGAACCAGUAACCAAGAUUAAUAUGUACCCCGUUGUCAAGCUAUUGUUCUCUGCAAACAUCAAUGACACGGAACUUGAACCCAGGAACGUAGAAGAAUGGGUGGCCAAAAACCAAGCUGAUGAAGUUUUCAUGUUGCCAUCUCAAGUGAAGGAACUAAUUACAAAUUUGGAGAUGGCAAAUACUAUGUUGCCACCUUCACAUAUGCUGUUACAGGGUUUCUCUAUGUCAUCCUUGAAGAGAUAAAGGGUUAGUCGUUUCAAUCUCACUCGAAAGAUCCUUGUGUUCACUCAUUCAAAAUUAUUGAGGAUCAACAUUCAUCAUAUGUACAGUACACAUUCUAACAUGUUUACAAGCAUGUUGAUAUCACUAGUUGAACAUGUUAACGUUCUAGCAUGACAAAUUGAGAUGUGAAUGUAUAUUAAUUAACCAUGGUUUUAAGUCAUCGCAGUGUAUGCAUAAACGUAUGAUACAUACACUAAAGUGGUGUACACACCAUGUGAGUUUUUCUUUUUUCAUUGUAGCAAUGGCGACAAGUUGCUAUUAUUGGAUUCUCUUAGCAAAGUUUUUUGUUCCUGAAAUAACAGUAAAGCCCUUUUACAAGUCAAA